AGUCUCUUACCUCCAGUGACCUGCUUGGCCCUCAAUUCCCCAGCUCUCCAUGGAGCUACAACCACUGUCCCUCAGCCAAGUGAAAUGCGUCUCCUAAGCAUCAGGCCCUGGCUCACCUGUUCCUGCAGCGAUGUCUUUCCAGCAGCAGAAGCAGCAGCAGCAGCUGCCCCUGCCCCAGAAGGCCCAGCAGCAGCAGGUGAAGCAGCCCUGUCAGCCACCACCCAGCAAAUGCCAGGAGGCGUGUGCACCCCAAACCAAGGAUCCAUGUGCGCCCCACGCCCAGAAGCAAAGCCCCCCCAAGGGCACAGCCGUCCCUGCCCAGCAGAAGUGCCCCUUGGCCCAACAAGCCCCCCAGAGUAAACAGAAGUAAGGUCACGUGGAAUGCCACCUGCUGGCCCUCCUGCUCCUCCGCCUCCGCCUCCCCAGGCCCCGUGGGGCACUGUCAGGAAUGCUUCCCAUGGAGACCCUCAUCACACUUCUCCCGCCGCCUCCACGUCUGCGUCCAUCCCCCAGCCUGACGCUCCCCCUUCCCGGUGGACAUGAGAAGUCUCACUCUCUCCGACCUCCAGCCUGACCACAGCUAUGGCGCCACCACGUCCCAAUGUAAGGGAUGUAUCUGGGCUUCUUCUAGGGUUUCACCCUGACUAGUGGGGACACCGGGAGCCGGUCACCGCUUCUGCCUCAUUCCCUUCCCCAACUCCCCGUCCCUCAGUUUCUCUUCUGUUUCCUCCCCUAAUAAACCUGUGCCACAUGUCA
Messenger RNA from Rhinolophus ferrumequinum (greater horseshoe bat), 756 nucleotides. RefSeq names its product small proline-rich protein 4-like. Bases 131 to 370 code for a protein of 79 amino acids. The record is from RefSeq and is a predicted model, not a curated record. Lineage: Eukaryota; Metazoa; Chordata; Mammalia; Chiroptera; Rhinolophidae. The transcript is spliced from 2 exons.